Molecule: messenger RNA, 945 nt
Organism: Penicillium cataractarum
Lineage: Eukaryota; Fungi; Ascomycota; Eurotiomycetes; Eurotiales; Aspergillaceae
Product: SMP-30/gluconolactonase/LRE family protein
Exons: 1
Coding region: 1-945 (314 amino acids)
Source: RefSeq, a predicted model, not a curated record
AUGCGCGCCUACCUGACUCUGGCAUUAGGUGCCAGCUGUGCUCUGGCGCAAUCGACAGUCCAGUUAUUCAAUUUCUCGAGCUAUGUCGAUAUCGAAAAUAGCGCUCUUCGGCCGAACGGUAAUCUCCUCCUCACUACCUUUGACCAAGGCCGUCUCUACACCCUCGACCCGUCCGGUCGCAACCCCCAGGCUCAGCUAGUCGCCGCCCUCCCUGGAGCCACCGCUCUCUGUGGAAUAACAGCCAUUGAUCAUGACAAAUUUGCCGUUGUUGGAGGAGUUAGAGGUAGUUACAGCUACACUAACGAAACUCUCUACUCUGUCGACUUCACCGGAAAUUCUGCCAAGCCUAUCAUCCGAACAAUUGCUCGAAUCCCUAAUGCUGUGAUGCUCAAUGGUAUGGCUUCGCUGCCAACACAACCGCAUAUCGUUCUGGUUGCGGAUUCACGACUUGGAUAUUUGUUUCGCGUUGAUACAAGAACGAGUGUCUCGAAAAUAGCUUUCAAGGAUGAUGCUCUGGCUGCACCUUCAAAUGCAAGCAUUCCAAUUGGAAUCAAUGGGAUAAAGAUCGGACAGGGUUAUGUGUACUUUACAAACACGGCCCGGGGAACUUUCUCACGAAUCUCUGUCAGUGAGGAUGGGCUGGAGUUCGGCAGCGUGGAGACGAUCGCUACUUUGGAUGCCGGCGAUACCGGGGACGACUGGGAUGACUUUGCCUUGGAUGCAGAUGGUGUCGCGUAUGUUGCACAGCCUGAUAAUUCUAUCGCAAGAAUUCAGCCAGAUGGGGGACAAACUAUCGUUGCAGGUGGAGGAGAGACCGAGGAUAUCAUUGGGCCUACUUCUGUUCAGAUUGGGCAGAACGGGGAGUUGUACGUUACUACGCGCGGCGGAACCAUUGAUGGCUUUACGUAUAGUGGUCAAGUAGUUGAGGUACAACUAGCUAGCUGA